This is a messenger RNA of Lethenteron reissneri (Far Eastern brook lamprey), 1518 nucleotides long. Its product is annotated as zinc finger protein 664-like. Gene Ontology annotation, molecular function: DNA-binding transcription factor activity, RNA polymerase II-specific; RNA polymerase II cis-regulatory region sequence-specific DNA binding. Gene Ontology annotation, biological process: regulation of transcription by RNA polymerase II. Lineage: Eukaryota; Metazoa; Chordata; Hyperoartia; Petromyzontiformes; Petromyzontidae. The record is from RefSeq and is a predicted model, not a curated record.
CACCCGUUCCUUGUGCGAGACUCGCUGCGGUGAGCGGUGGCGAGGAAUCUCAUCAUCAUCAUCACGUGCCGACGCGGACGGACGGACGGAGAUAUGAAGAUCUUCUGCCCGAUCUGCAAGUGGCUCGUGGUCAGCCUACCUGCCCUGGACGACCACAUGAAGCGGCACAGGGGGUGGACGGAGCCCGCUCUGUUCCAGUGCCCCCACUGCCCGUUCAACACGGACAAGCUAAACGUCUUCAUCGGCCACCAGGCGACGCACGACGCGCGCGAGUCGCACAAGUGCUCCGAGUGCGGCAAGGUGUUCAUCGACACCGAGGUCUUCCGCGAGCACCGGGCGGCGCACGCCCGGGAGAAGCCCUACAAGUGCACGAUGUGCGAACUUGCGUUCAACCGCUCGGAGGAUCUUCACGAGCACCAAAAGACUCACACCGGCGGCAAGCCCUACCACUGCACCGUCUGCGGGAUGGAGUUCACGCGCUCGGAGCACCUCCGCAACCACCAGAGGAUCCACACGGGCGAGAAGCCCUACGGGUGCGCCACGUGCGGAAAACGGUUCGCUCGCUCGGGGGCGCUUGUCAUUCACAACAGGAUCCACACGGGCGAGAAGCCGUACGUGUGCGCUGCGUGCGGCAAGGCGUUCACCGAGUCGGGGGCCCUGAGCGUGCACAGGAGGACCCACACGGGCGAGAGACCCUACAGGUGCACGGUGUGCGCGAAGGCGUUCGCAGAUCCGGGGACCCUCUCCACGCACAGCAGGAUCCACACGGGCGAGAGGCCGUACGCAUGCGCCGAGUGCGGCAAGGCGUUCGCUCGCUCCGACACGCUCGUCAACCACAAGAGGGUCCACACGGGAGAGAGGCCGUACACGUGCGCCGUGUGCUGGAAGGCCUUCGCCGAAUCGGGCGCGCUGAGCGCCCACAAGAAGAUCCACGCGAGGGAGAGCGCCUGCGACUGCGGUGAGGCGUCGACGCCGUCGGGCGGCUGCCCCGCCGCCGGAAGCGCGGACGCGGCGGGCGGAGGGAGCGUGACGAGGAGGAAGCGUCGCGAGUGCAUCGCGCGCAAGGGGGCGACGGCCGCCCUAGUGGAGCCGCCUGACUCUGGGGGUGAGCGUGCGACUUUCCCCGGAGAGGCGGCGGCGAGCCCUCCUCCUCUUCCUGCGCCCGCCGCGUCGGAAGAAGAAUGCCGGGAAAAGCCCGCCGGCUUCGUCGGGACGCGCCCGCGGGUAAUGAAGGCGGAGAGCAGAGGCGGAGACGCGUCCUCGGCGAAGGUGAAGGAGGAACGGGAAGGGAACGUCGGAGGCUUCGAGGCGUGGCCGGGGGUGAAGGUGGAGCCCGGUGGCGAGGUUGUUCCGUGCCGUCCCCCCUCCCUGCCGAUCGUGAAGCGGGAGCCUGAGGAUUGCCACGGGAGCGAGACGGAGCCGCGGGUAAAGUUGGAACACGGAGCUCAGGACUCCUCCGUCUCCCUGUUGAGUGUGAAGCAGGAACCGGAGGAAAUCCUCAGUUGAGACUCGGCUGAG